Messenger RNA from Octodon degus (degu), 1706 nucleotides. It is a transcript of the gene Ttc23, whose product is annotated as tetratricopeptide repeat domain 23. The transcript has 11 exons. Gene Ontology annotation, molecular function: protein binding. The coding region runs from base 215 to 1555 and encodes 446 amino acids. Lineage: Eukaryota; Metazoa; Chordata; Mammalia; Rodentia; Octodontidae. The record is from RefSeq and is a predicted model, not a curated record.
CCAGAGUUUUGUGAGGUACCGGAAUGCUUUAUGGGAAAAGGCUGUUGUAACUUAGUCUGGAACUGCGGUACUUCAGACUUUUUUUAUGGUUAUCAAUCUACACAAAGAAUCUCCAAAUUGAUACCAACAGGCAGAUCAAUCGAUCAAGACGGUGAUUCGCUUGAAAAAGAAAUGGAGACUCUCAAGCUGACUGGAGGACAAUGUGUAUAAGAAUAUGCAAGAAUCAGAAGAAAUCCACAUAUCCAGCCACCUAGACGAAGUUGUUGCUGCUGUCAGCAUCAGUCCUAGAAAAAAGGUCCAGAGCCAGCUGCCUCAGACAGUGCUUUUCCAGCCUCCUCGAGAGAAACUCCACCUCUGUGAAGAGAAAGCCAAGUCCUAUCUCAGCAGUCACCAAUACAAGCAGGCUGUCCCGGAGCUUGUGCGCUGCGUAGCGCUGACCAGGAUUUGCUAUGGCGACUGCCACUGGAAGCUCGCAGAGGCCCACGUUAAUCUGGCCCAAGGCUACCUCCAGAUGAAAGGAUUUUCACUGCAAGCAAAGCAACAUGCAGAAAAAGCCAAAGAAAUCCUCACCGACUUUAUCGUGCCUCCCUACAGUGACAACACGGAUGUCUUCAAGUGCUCCGUAGAGCUCUUCCAUACCAUGGGGAGAGCCUACCUUUCCCUUCAGAAAUUUAAGGAUGCUUCCGAGAAUUUGGUGAAAGCGGAGAAACUUUCCAAGGAGCUGCUGCAGUGUGGAAGGAUUAUAAAGGAAGAGUGGAUAGAAGCCCAAGCACGAAUCAAAUUGUCAUUUGCACAGGUAUAUCAUGGUCAAAGGAGAGCACAGGAAGCUCUGCCGCACUACCAGGAGGCAUUGAAGUACGUGGAGGUCAGCAAAGGGGAAGAGAGUCUGGAGUAUGUGUCUGUCCUGAGGGAACUGGCGGGGGCAGAGCAGGCCCUGGGAUUCCAGGAUGCAGCCAUCAGCCAUCUCUUACAGGCUCACGCCAUCAUCCUGGGGAGAAGCCCACCUGCAGAGGAGGCCGCCGACUCCGCACUCCUUGUCGCCCAUGCUGCCAUCGCUUCCGGGAGCCCCGAGCACCACGGUCUGACUGAGAAGUAUUUUCAAGAGAGCAUGGCUCAUCUUAAGGGUUCGGAAGGUGCAGGAGGGGCCAAAUUUCUUAAAAUUCAAGAUCAGUUUUGCCAUUUUCUCCAAAUCAUUGGACAAAAAGAGAGAGCAACAUUGAUCCUAAAGGAGUCCCUGGAAGCCAAAGUGGAAGCAUUUGGCUACUUCAGUCUUGAGGUGGCAGAGACUUUCAGGCUGUUGAGCGGGGCAGACCUGGUGCAGGGGAACCACAGUGGGGCCCACAAGAACCUGAAGAAGUGUCUUCAGAUUGAGACGCUCCUGUACGGACCACAGGACAAGAGGACCGUGGCCACCCAGCAGUCGGUGGACAUCCUGGCCAAGGCACCCGAGGGCGCCACAAGGCCACAGCAGUCUCCAAAAGCCAAGGUGGCCUUCUGUACCAGUGCCACCCAGCGCACUGUCCCUGGGAAGGCCAGGAGCAGCCUGACCAACUGAAAGCCCCACCCCAACAAAAGCUUUGGGCAGGAUGGGGUGCUGUCUCCCACAAACGGUGGCGUUUAACGUCCCUCACAUGGAUUUUCAAGGCUGGCUUCUUGAUGUUCCAUAGCCAUCCACACCCAACCCUGCCCACAGGUCACACUUCAGG